Messenger RNA from Schistosoma mattheei, 2785 nucleotides. The record is from the annotation of a GenBank genome assembly. NCBI's taxonomy places the organism in Eukaryota, Metazoa, Platyhelminthes, Trematoda, Strigeidida, Schistosomatidae.
UUCAGGUUGCAUAUUUUACCAUAAAAACCUUUUUCUUAGUAAAUAAUAUACGACAGGUAAACACACAAAUAAAAAAUUCAAAUAUUCAAAGGAUUUACUUAAAAAAGACAUCUUAUUAAUUGUUGUUCACAUUUCCUUCCUCAAUAUGGCUGGUUCAAUAGACAUUAAACCUGUGAAUGUAUCUGGGCGAACAAUAUCAUUGUAUCGUAAUGGAUUCAGUAGCCCAUCACAACUUUGUAGUCCUGCACCAGUUCGUUCAGGUAAAACUCCAAUCUCACCUGAUCCAAUAUCAGAAACAUGUUCGCCAGUAAGUCCUGAGUGUAGUGAUGAAGAGAAUCGUCGGUUUGUUAUAGGAGAUGUAAAUAUUUUACGACGACGUCACAGUAAACGUAGACCUCACUUAGACGUUCAAUCUACUAACUAUAAUACUACCAUUACUACUACUUCUGAGUUAUUGAAUAACUCAUCGAGUUGUGAACUUGCAGAAAAUUCACAAAGGUCAAUCAGGCAUUCGAAUUCAUUAAAUGUGGAAUUUGUAUACCGUAAAGAAUCUGAUCUUUCUAAUGGACGUUUACCUCGAUUUAUUCGAAUUGAACAAGAUAAAGAAGAUGACGAAUUUCUAUCACGUAUGCACGCCAGACCAUUAAGCAUUGCUGUGGAUGCUAUUUCACAACUUGAUCUAUAUACAGCAAAACUUACGGAUGAUUAUUCCACAAGUACACUCCGACCAUACUCAACGUUUUACAUUGAUGAUAAUGAAUAUGACCACGAAAAACAAACUACUUCUUUGGGUGAAAGCAAAGUAUCGUAUUCUAAUAACAUCAGUAAUAAUGAUUCUCCUAAUAUACAUACUGCAACAAACGAGAUCAUAUUUGUCAAAUCAAAUCAAAUAUCAUCUUCAGAGCAUUCAGAUGUAACAAAUAAUAAUGGUGUUGAAAUCGAUAACUCCCAACACACGCGUAAUAAAGGUUUAAAUAGAGAUCCAUUUCAUCCAGGUGCCCCAGACGUUGAAAAUUCACUUCACCUACCUGAUGAAAUUAAUGAAUUAAAUUCUGAAGGACUAGUCCGUAUUUCCAUCAGACCUGAUAGUCAUGGACGAUUUGGAUUCAACGUAAAAGGUGGGAUCGAUCAUGGAAUGCCGAUUAUAGUUAGCCGUGUCGGUGCUAAUAUGCCUGCUGACCUAUGCAUUCCUAGACUUUCAGAGGGUGAUCAAAUCUUAUUCAUCAAUCAUAAAGAUGUUUCAAACCAGACCCAUUUACAGGUUGUAAAUAUGAUACGUGCUACAAGUGAACAAAAUUAUGGUACACUUGAGCUUUUAGUUAAACCAAGUGAUUAUGUUACAGAUGAUGUAAAUGAUGACAAUCCUAUCCCAGACUCUGGAGAUGCUCCUCCAGUUCCACCUAGAUCUUAUAACUCAUCUAUCCGUCGACCAACACUUUCUUUAGAGAAAUUUGCAAGAAAUUCAAAACGUUUAACACGUUUUUCACUUAAAUCAUCAUCAUCAUCUAAUAAUGCAAUGGAUCGAGAUCAUAACAAUAGUACCGUUCAUAGAUAUUCUUUUUCUGGUUCCACAUUAUUAGAUUCAAUGAUAGAAUUAGAAAGUCAUUUAGCUGAUGGAUCAUUGUUAAAUCAAUUCGAACAUCUGCCUAGAAGAAAAUCUGGUCUCACAAUGAAUGUGUCUCGUUUAAGCGAGAAUUCAAUAAAAAAUCGUUAUCGUGAUAUUUCACCAUAUGAUCAAACUCGUGUCAUAUUAAAACAAGGAUCUGGAGAUUAUAUCAAUGCUAGUUUUGUAAAUAUGGAAUUUCCAAAAUGUGGAGUAAAUCUUCGUUAUAUUGCAGCUCAAGGCCCAUUACCAAAUACUUAUGGUGAUUUUUGGCAAAUGUGCUGGGAACAACAAGUUUGUUUAAUCGUUAUGUUGACAGCUAUAAGUGAACGUGGUCGAGCAAAGUGUCAUCAGUAUUGGCCAGAUCUCAAUCAUACAGUAAACUUUUCCGUUUCUUCAAGUCCCAGGAUUUCCCAGUCCCGUAGUUCAACAGAUCUACAGUUAAAAACUGUACGAGAGGAGAUCAUUACUGAUAUUGCUUAUCGGGAAUUCGAUAUUAGUCAAAUUCCUUCACAUCGUGCCUCUUUGCAAUCAGUGUUAAGGAAACAAACAGAAACACGUCGUAUUUCACAACUUCAAUAUAUUAGUUGGCCAGAUCAUGGUGUACCAAAUGAUACUGAUCAACUUAUAUCAUUUGUAGAACAAGUUCAACGAAUUCGUGGCAAAAAUCAAACACCAAUAGUUGUACAUUGUUCUGCCGGUAUUGGUCGAACUGGUGUACUAAUUGCUAUUGAAACAUCAAUUAAUUUAAUGGAAUGUAAUUAUCCAGUUAAACCUUUAGAGUUAGUUCAACGAAUGCGUGAACACAGAGCUAUGCUUAUUCAAACCACUGGUCAAUUUCAAUUUGUAUGUGAAACUAUUCUCAAGGUCUUUCAUCGCAACCAUGCUGAAAAUUUGCUCAAGGAUUCUACUGCUAUAACAGGCCAAUCUUGAUAAAUUAUUUGUAGAAAACAAAAAUAAUUUCAAUCAAUUCAAACAAUGAAAUGAGAAAUUUUCUACACAUCAACAUUUGAAAAUCCCAUCAUUGAUAUCUAUUCUCACUUAAAAUAUUCAAUUGUCUAUAACUACUUGUUAAUACUGUAUAUUAUUAUCAGUAAUCUUUAGUUUUAAUUAUUUGUUCAGAAGACAAAUGGUUUCUUUGUCUGUUUCCAACUUUUAUCAUAUAUAUAUAUAUAUAUAUAU